CUGUGCCUGUAUUUUUUCUCCCUUCUCUUUCGUUCUUGGUCUCUCAGAGGCGGCAGCUCAGGGAAGCAGCUGCAUGUUUGUCUGCAUCCCAAUUGCCACAGGUAAAGACAGCUGUAUCAUCUGAUGUUGCUAACCCCGAGGGGGGUUGGGGAGCCUUUGCUGCUGCGGCUGCAAGUUCUCAUCCCGGCGCGGGGCGCACAUUUCUAAUCAUCUUGAAGAACGCAUCCUAGAGGGAACGACGAGCAGAGGACCCCAGCAAACAGACCAACAAAUCACACGCUGACUGGAAAGAGCACAGGCUUCCAGGGACUGAGGAAAAUAUAACACUUCUCAGAAAAAGAAUCAGUGGGAUAUAUUUUCAACAUUGUGGUGUCCUGUUUAUGAUUUUCCUCUUUCCUCGUGUUUUCUAUUCUUUUGCUUUCAAUUCUUUUUGUCUUUUCCAUGCUUCUCAUCCUCUUCCUCUCACAAUUUAUUCCUCUGUGCCGGAAUGCUCCCUGCAAAUAGAUGAGAAGAGGCUUUCUGUGCGCUUGCUGCAGUAUUAACAAACAGUACACUGAGUCAGUAGAGAGCUGAGCGGACAGCUUGGAGGAAUCUGAUCCACAGCCGGCUGGAGAAGGAGCAGGAUCACGCGUCGCAGUUGCAGAUUUAUCCGCCCUGUGAUACUGUGCAACAACACCCCUCAUUCUUUUCCCCCCACCAUCCAUCUCUCUGUCCUCAUCUUGAGUGUUAUUUUUUGACUGGAUCAAGAAAAUUAAUUGGAUUCUACUGCUUUAUUUUUAGCCUUAUUGGAAUAUUGUAAAUAUAAAAAGGAGCAAAGGAGGCUGCUUGAAAAGCAAUGGGAGAGAAAGAUUAGCAGAUUAUCAUAGGAGAGUGUUGAAAAGACGCAUAAGCGAUACACGUCUUAGUGAGCACUCUUUUUUAGUUAUGAAAGAGACCGAUUUUGGGAUGUGAAGGACGCUGACUCGGCUAAAGCAGUCGGAACAGACUGCAUCAGGAAACAUUUUUUUUUCUUUUUUUCGGUCCUGCCCAGGGUGGGGAAGCAACUAGACCCACCCUGCAAGUUUAACUCUCUGAUUCGAUAUUACUGUCCCGUCGUGGAUUCUACAUGGAGGGGACACAUUCGGCAUGUUAAAGAAAAGUGUUUUGGAUUCUUUUUCUCCUUUUUUGCUGCAAUGGCAUCCAAAUACUGAUGCCAUGGAUUUCCUACACGUACAGAUGUAAAUCUGUUUCUUCCCAUCCAUCUCUCCCUUCCAUCUCUCCUUGUUACUCCCUAUUAGAGGCAUCACUUCCCUUUUUCCUCUUGUUAACCCUGCUGUGAAGACUAUUGGAGUUCACUGUUGCUUCAGCUGGACAUUGAGAGUUGAGCAGGACUAAACACGGACUAAACACUUAUACGUCUAUGCCAGCUCUUCAAUUUUUCUCUGGGUGUCUCUGCGUGUGAGUGUGUGUGCUUGAGCGUUUAUGAUUGUGUGUAUGCAUGUACCUCCUGCACCCUUUUUCCUCUCUGUCCAUCCUUGGAAUACAUAUUUUUGUGUGUGUGUUAUUGAGAGACAGAUUCUGUGGGGUCCAUUCCUUCAAAUUUCCAUUCGUUUUUUUCUUCUGGCCUUGUUGGAAACCUUUCUGCCAUGUGCAAACGAUGCCUAUCACAGAGUUAACCCUUAAUGAGCCAUAAAGGACGACAGGGAAUGAUGAGUGAGUGUUCUGGGGCAGCUGCAUCUGGGGCAGUAAUCCUGGAAGAACCUGAAGGUUCGGGGGCUUCUGCGGGCCGGGGGGAGGGCCAGGCCCAGGAACAGGGUCCCCUUCGCUGUGCAGUUUGGCCUCGUCAGCAGACAUGGCUGUGUGUGGUUCCUUUACUUAUUGGUUUUAUUGGCCUUGGAUUGAGCCUGAUGCUGCUGAAAUGGAUUGUUGUUGGUACAGUGAGGGAUUACGUCCCAACAGAUCUAGUGGAUGCAAAUCGAAUAGGACAAGAUCCCAUCUUCCUCUCCAAGCCAAGUGGGAUUCCCAAGAGCCCCGAUACUACCACUACUACAACUACUCCUACAAUCGAUAGCAGGAACCCCACUGCUAGAACUGCUACUGUGGCAAAAGGUAGAACUCGCACUACUGCUACCACCACAACUAUAAAUGCUAGAGGGGGUGGGGCGUCAGGCAGUCAGGUAACUCCUCGGAAUCCUGGAAGUCGUAAUGGACGUGGACCUUCAGGUUUUACCACAACUACUGCAGCACCACGUACAACUUUCAUAAUUGGAGCUGCAACAUCUAGCUCCUCACCGCCCAAUCCGACGGUUCUUCAUGACUCUACACAGAUGUGGACGGCAGAACAUACUACUACAGAGACGAUCUCCACCACACUCACUACACGUACGCACAGUCACCGCAAAACCCCAUCUCCAACUGUCCCUCCGCUACACUCGGAGCAUUUCAAGCCCUGUCAUGAGAAGGACUUGGCCUACUGCCUAAAUGGUGGCGAAUGCUUUGUCAUCGAGACACUCAGCGGGCCUCACAAACACUGCAAGUGUCGAGAAGGAUACCAAGGAAUCCGCUGUGACCAGUUUCUGCCCAAGACUGACUCCAUCCUGUCGGACCCAAUUGAUCACUUGGGCAUCGAGUUUAUGGAGAGCAAAGAGGUGUAUAAGAGACAGGUGCUGUCAAUCACAUCCAUCGCCAUGGCAAUUAGCCUCCUGGGAACGCUGUGCAUGGCCCUCUACUGCCGCAACAAGAGGCGCAGAGAAAAACUCCAGGCCCACCUGAAGGAGAGUCGCAGUUUGAAAAACUACACUACUAGUUCCCAUAAUGCCCUAGAAGCCAAAAUGAGGGCCUCUAACACCAACCUGCAAAUUCAUGAGUGCUGCAAACGGCCAUCCCAGUCUCGCCAGGGAAACGUCUGCGAGUCCAGCUUUUCACACUGCAGCAUCACGACUGCGCCACCCAGAAGCUCCAGAGGCACAGUAAAACAUCACAGAAGCAGUUCCCUGUCUCACAGCCCUGACCAGAGAAUGCGGGCAGCCCAUUGGUCAGCUUCUCGCCGGACUCCACCCAUACCCAAAGGAAGAUUAAACCCAAUUGGAGUUUCCAAGUAUUCUGGCCCCGCCUACCAGCACCUUCAGGAAGUGGAUUCAUCUGAGAAGGAAGCAGAAGCACAAAGAGGUGUCCAAGUGCAGGGAGAGAACCAGUGUGAUGACACCUUCCUACAUAUGCAAGCUCCUGCGAUGCAGGCAUUGUCGCCAUCGCCUUGGAGCGGCUGCGUGGAGGUACGCGCACAUCUGUGUCCUCCAUCUGAACCCAAUCCCACCACUCGCAGCCUGAGAAGGCCGGGACGCCGUCAAAGCCACUCCCCACCUCCCCCGUUCCGCUCCUGCUCUAUUCCCAUCAUUCCAUCUGUGCAGUGUCACCAUGACAAUGAGGUGUCUUGCAUGCAAACCACCCCAGCGACCACAACGAUGUCAGUCACCUGUGGGGCCAUGCCUUGCAAGGAGGAGAAGAAUGAAAAGGCAGCGCACGCCCCGUUGUUUUCAUCUUCCUGCUCGUCUGCCAUUGGACGGCAGCAGGAUGAGGUGGCCCUGCUGCUCGAAGAGGCACAGGAGCAACUCAGGGCGUUGGCGCUGGCUCACAGGAAGCAGGAGGGGGGCGGAGUCUUCACCGGCACCUCAACGGUUGCGCUGGUGGAAGCCAGAGAAACUGUUUGCUUCCUGAACGUUAACGGAGGAAGUGCCGGGGCGCUGAGCUGUAACGGACCCACGCAGACCCAGCUACUCAGCCCCAGCCUAUCACACAGAGACCUGGGCCAAACCGGCCAAUGAGAGGGCACGAUUUAGGACAUUCACUUACUGUUUUACACUGUUUGACAGACUCUGGUGUUCUGCAUCUGUGGGAUGAGAAUGAAAAUGCUGAAUUAAAAAACAAAAAAGAAAAAUGUAAUAUCAUGGAUAAUCCGAAAUGUGCUGAUGAUAUGCAUACUGUAUGUACACGAGCAUACAAACACUUCUCGAGUGGCCGCCUUUACACCGACUGACAGUAUGGAAAAAGAAAAAAAAAAUAUUCACAUGCAUUUAUUUACCAAACAAGAGAAACACUUCUACUUAGACAAAAAGAAACCAAAUAGUCUGUCAGAUCCAUGGUGUUUUUAAUUGUAAAAAGAAUAUAUAAAUAUAUAUAUAUAAAUAUAUAUGGAUAUAAAUAUAUGGAAUUCAAAAGUGACCAAGUAAAGUUGAAGAACACAGGAAUGAUGUAACUAUUUUUGUUUGUUUUUUUCGUUCUCUUGGUUUUGUAUUCUCACAUUUUGGUUCUGGCUCGAUGAAGAACUCCAUUAAUGUCCCGCCGCACGUCCGCGAGUCGUGAAUCGGAUUCUGCGAGCCUGCGCGGAAUCAAAAACGACCAACGAGAAAAAGGAGCCACCACACCAAUUUCACCCCCCUUUGCCUUUUGAAAAACUGUUACCCAGCCAAGAAUUACAACGCAGCCGUCUGUGGUAAUCAAAAACACUUUGAGGAUUUACGACGCAAAACAAAAACUCCCCAGCUUUGUGUGUGCGCGUGUGUGUGUCUGUGCUGGGAAGCCACGAGGGACGAGACAAGGAAAAACUAGGGUUUCAUUUGGAGCCACUCGGAUUUGGGAGGGCAGAUUGUGGAGAUACUGACUCCAGUUUGGCCAGUGUUGGAAACCAGUCUAGAUUAUUUUUGUUUUUAUUACAAAUUAUAUUUUCACACUCAUAUGCACACACGCUCGCCUGUGAAUUAUUAUUUGGUUGCUUGAACGAAUGAACAGAAGGACUGAGAAGGACAGUGGGCUACGGGGCUCUACGGGAGUGGAUGUUUGUUUUGUUUUCCAUUUUUUUGGUUAUUAAUGAACAAUGCUGCUUUCUGGGGCUGAUGGGAGGGACAACCACAUGGUUUUGGUAUUGAAACAAGAAAUAAAUGUCUCUAUGUUGUAUCCUAUGAAUUGGAAGCUUUUGAAUCUCUGUAUGAAGUUACAGCCAAAUGUCUCUGGUGUCACAAAGUAUAAAAACAAUGGUUGCAAUUCUGGUAAAGACUUUUCCAAAAUAACUGUUGUUUUGAUUGA
Maylandia zebra (zebra mbuna) is the source of this 5058-nucleotide messenger RNA. NCBI's taxonomy places the organism in Eukaryota, Metazoa, Chordata, Actinopteri, Cichliformes, Cichlidae. The record is from RefSeq and is a predicted model, not a curated record.